This is a messenger RNA of Trichophyton rubrum CBS 118892, 345 nucleotides long. RefSeq lists its product as uncharacterized. The coding region runs from base 1 to 345 and encodes 114 amino acids. The transcript is spliced from 2 exons. Lineage: Eukaryota; Fungi; Ascomycota; Eurotiomycetes; Onygenales; Arthrodermataceae. The record is from RefSeq and is a predicted model, not a curated record.
AUGCCAUUGGCCAUGGCAGCCCCAGUUGCCCUCCCAAAUGAAAACGCCCCUGGAAUGCUGAACAUUGGACCCAGGGCGCAAGAUGAAGCCUUGGAUAUCUCUCAUAAUCCCAUUAACAGCGUCGAAAACCUUUGCCCUGAAAAUGAGCAGGCCGAUGAAUGUGGAGGUGGCCAGCCAUUAGGACAUCAUGAGAUGAACAAUGGGGAAAACCCUGUCAGGAAACAACAUGGCGACGUCGAAAGCGACUUGAGACGGGAGCCUCUUCUUCCCCGUCAAUCCAAAGGACGCCUGCUCAGCGGAGCACUCAUCGAUGGCCUUCCACUUCUUGGAAGUGGGGGUCAAUGA